AUGCAGUUCAAGACCCUCUUCUCCCUCUCCGUUGCCAUCGUCGGAGCCAUCGCCGCCGAUGAGGACCCCCUCUCCCAGCUCCCUGAGUGCGCCAAGAGCAAGCUCACUGCCGCCUUCCAGGCCACUGGCUGCACCUCCCAGACAGACACCGCCUGCUGGUGCCCCAACGCCGACCUGAAGUCCUCGGUCCAGAACGUCGUCGGCGGCACCACCGUGUGCACCAGCGCCGAUGACAGGAAGCUGAUUGGCGACCUGUGGAACGAGAAGUGCCCUGACAACACCGUCACCAUCGCCUAA
This is a messenger RNA of Diaporthe amygdali, 297 nucleotides long. Its product is annotated as proline-rich antigen. The coding region runs from base 1 to 297 and encodes 98 amino acids. Lineage: Eukaryota; Fungi; Ascomycota; Sordariomycetes; Diaporthales; Diaporthaceae. The record is from RefSeq and is a predicted model, not a curated record. The transcript is spliced from 2 exons.